AUGGCCGCCUUCACGACAGGCGCAGAUUGGUCCUUCCCCGAUGAGAUUCCGGGCUCGUGGCAGUCUGGUCAACAGCAGCGUGGACCGCGACCAAACUCUCCCCCGACCUCUGAUGCACCCGAUGAUGCUCCCCGACAGCCUCCAGAGCCCAAAACCGCUGAGUCGCGAUCGAAGCCCAGAAGAAGGCACUACCCGCCUCGACAGUGUCGCAUCUGCCUCGACGUUGUGCAGCCCACCUUCCGUUAUGACACAGAGUCUCCACUCCCGGCUGCAAUGCAACCAGCGCCACGUGUUACUUACGAGAGCGAAGAGGGUGGCCGCCUGCUCAGUCCUUGCCAGUGCAAGGGCAGUCAAAAAUACGUGCAUGAAGAGUGCCUAGGGGCUUGGAGACGUGCGGACCCGACGCAGAACCGUAACUACUGGCAGUGUCCGACUUGUCGCUACAAGUAUCGACUGCAGAGGUUGACAUGGUCGAGCUGGAUCAGCAGCACCGCCUCGCAGCUUGUGCUUACACUUCUUAUCUUCUUCGCUUCCAUUUUCUUGCUCGGCUUCGUCGCCGACCCUAUCAUCAACAUGUAUUUGGAUCCCGUCAAUACGAUCGCUACCGCCGGAGGUCCUACUGGGUCCUUGAUAUACGAAGAUGAGCCAGCCACUUGGUACGAACACAUGGCCAAGGGCCUUGCCUCGCUAGGACUGCUGGGAUUCGCCAAAUUCAUCCUGACCUUGUCGCCCUUCCACUGGAUUAGGAUGGGCGGUGGAAGAACGAACGUCGGCGGUACCGGCAGAGACAGGAUGCAACAGCUGAGCUGGAUCACCCUUGCGAUUGGGAUCGUCACAUUCCUGUACGCUGUCUGGAGGGGCGUGCGAGCCUGGAGUAGAAAGACACUGGAGCAAGCUGGCGAACGUGUUCUAGAUGUUCCAGGUACUGCUGAGGAUGACGAUGAUUCUGAGCAGGGAAGCAGAACCUGA
Messenger RNA from Lecanosticta acicola, 969 nucleotides. NCBI's taxonomy places the organism in Eukaryota, Fungi, Ascomycota, Dothideomycetes, Mycosphaerellales, Mycosphaerellaceae. The record is from the annotation of a GenBank genome assembly.